CGACUGGCCAUGUGGCCAUAGUCAGUGCAAUCUGUUCCUGCCUGUCAGAUGCUUCAUUUCCAGCCACGGGGCUCAGAGAGAAACCAUGAGCACUGAUAAACACCCUAUUGGUUUGUGAUGUCACCCCUGGAAUGUUCUGAGUGUUUUGGUGACCAACUUCUACAAAGGACCUAUACCUGGCAUCUCACAUUGCAUUCAAGGCCAAAUUUUACAAGAAAAGAAGACACCAAAUCUGAAAACCUAGAAAUUCCAAUUAAUGUGGUUCUACCUCAGAAGGGCACGGCCGAGCCCUACCUGAAGCUCCACAACCUGUACAGCACUCCUCGCUGCUCGCGCCAGGGCGCCGUGCCCGGGCUGAGCCGCCGGGUGGUCAGCCAGCACUCCUACCCGCUCAACCGUUUCACCUCGACGCCCUUCGACCCCAUGGAGCGCCCCACCUCCCAGGCCGACCUGGAGCUGGACUACAACCCUCCCCGCGUGCAGCUCAGCGACGAGAUGUUCGUGUUCCAGGACGGGCGGUGGGUGAACGAGAACUGCCGGCCCCAGUCCCCCUACUUCUCCCCCUCGUCCUCCUUGCACCACAAGCUGCACCACAAGAGGCUGGCCAAGGAGUACCUGCUGCAGGAGGAGAGCAGGUGCCUGCGCGAGGAGAACCGGGCGCUGCGCGAGGAGAACAAGGCGCUGCGCAGGGAGAACAAGAUCCUGCAGGUCUUCUGGGAGGAGCACAAGGCGGCGCUGGGCUGCGAGGACGGCCAGCCCGGCCCGCCUCUGCUGCGCAAGGAGAGCGCGUCGCAGGAGGCGGUGCAGAAGGAGGCCGCCGCCCCGCCGCCGCCGCGCAGCAAGGAGAACAGCGCGCUGCAGCUGCUGCGGGAGGAGAACCGCGCGCUGCAGCAGCUGCUGGCGCAGAGCCAGGCCUACUGGGCGCGGGUGGAGGACAAGACGGCCGGCGCGGACGGCAGCGCCGCGGGCCCCCCUGCGCACGAGGAGCCCCACAGCCCCGGGCUGCUUCCCGACCAGGGCGCGGGGCUCUCCUCCCCCUUCGAGGAGCCCAAAAGUCCCGCCACCCCGCAGGAGGACGCCCAGACCCUGCGCACCCUGCGGGAGCUCAUCAGCACCCUGUCUGGGCCGUCCAGGGAGGAGGAGGGCAAGGCGGGCCCGGGGCCGCUGCAGCUGCUGCGGGAGAUGGGCCAGGCGCUGCAGACCCUGCGCGAGGAGAACCGGCUCCUGCAGGAGGAGAACAGGGCCCUGCACGUGCUGAGGGAGGAGCACCGCGCCUUCCAAGAGGAGAACAAGGCCUUGUGGGAGAACAACAAGCUGAAGCUGCAGCAGCGGCUGGUCAUCGACACAGUGACCGAGGUCACCGCCCGCAUGGAGAUGCUCAUCGAAGAGCUGUACGCUUUCAUGCCCGCCAAGAACAACAAGGACCCCAAGAAGCCCAGCAGGGUCUGAGGCCUUCCUUGCAAAGAAGGACACCGAGUUCAGGCACAGAACAUCCACCCGGCAAAAGAGAGUUAGUCCUCUGCUUUUGUCCUCCCCCCUGGCCACAGUAUACCAGUGACAGAGGGCGCUCGCGGCCCCCUGAACUCAGAGAAGCAAUAAAGGCUGUGGAGGCUGGAGGCAGUCCAUG
Molecule: messenger RNA, 1627 nt
Organism: Cavia porcellus (domestic guinea pig)
Lineage: Eukaryota; Metazoa; Chordata; Mammalia; Rodentia; Caviidae
Gene: Cby2
Product: chibby family member 2
Exons: 3
Coding region: 118-1449 (443 amino acids)
Source: RefSeq, a predicted model, not a curated record